Messenger RNA from Melitaea cinxia (Glanville fritillary), 1224 nucleotides. RefSeq lists its product as uncharacterized. The record is from RefSeq and is a predicted model, not a curated record. The coding region runs from base 1 to 1224 and encodes 407 amino acids. The transcript has 3 exons. Lineage: Eukaryota; Metazoa; Arthropoda; Insecta; Lepidoptera; Nymphalidae.
AUGUUUAGGGCGACUACUUGCACCACUACACCGCGGUUGUUCGAUGAAGAAGAAGUUACUAAACAUGCUAAGAAAAAGGUGAGGGUUUUCGAUAAUAAUUUAGAAGAAAAUCUUAUUCAAAUCGGAAUUACGAGUAAUAAAGUCUUACCUAAACAAUUUGCAUUAGCAAAAAUAUUGCGAGAGAACCAAAUCGUGAAUGUCAGUAAGGUUAAAUACAUAAAUCCGUAUAAAAUUCGAAUAACAUUUGAUACAGAAUUUAGUGCUGAAAAUUUUUUAGCAUGUCAAGUAUUUAAAGAUUUAGGAUGGCGAUGUCAAAAAUCAUGGGAAGUAGGAAUAUCAUAUGGAAUUAUUAAAAAUAUAGACAAAGAACUGUCAGAAGAAGAAUUAAUUCAUAGUUUACUUUGUGAUAUUGAAGUUUUAGCCGUACAACGUUUGAAUCGUCGAGCAGACGAUGGUUGGGUCCCUAGUGAAACCAUUAAACUAACGUUUAAAGGGCCGAAUAUACCGAAGUAUGUAUAUCUUCUAGAUCUGAGAAUUAAAGUAGAACAAUAUAUAUUUCCAGUCACUCAGUGUUCUCGUUGCUGGAGGUUUGGACAUACAGCAAAAAUGUGUCCAUCCAACAAAAUAAUUUGCCCUAAGUGUACAAGAAAUCAUCCAAAUUGUGAGAAUAAUAAUUUUAUAUGCAUUAAUUGUAAGGGUAAUCAUAUGCCCUUGGAUAAAAUUUGUCCUAUAUUUAAAAAAGAGAAAAAGAUUCGAGAAAUAAUGACAGAAUUCAACUGUUCAUAUUUGAAAGCUAUUAGUAUGUAUGUCCCCCAGUCCCCAAUUUUGCCAACCACCAACGUAGCUUGCUGUGAAUCAAAACCUACGACAAAGCAUGUUUACGCUCCAACAAGCACAGUACCAGUAAUUUAUCCUGAAAUUGAAUCUGUUGAUCAGGAAAUCCCUCAAACUUCUGGGACACAAAACACAAUGAACAAGAAGAAAAAGAAGAAAAAACGUAUUAAAUGUGCUGAAAAUGUAUAUGCAGACAUAGAAGUAGCCUCUGAUUCUGAUAAUAGUGUUAAAAGUGAUUACUGUAUUAAUAAUGAUAGUGAGGAGAAUGUAACGAAGGAAAAUAUAAAUUUGCACCGUGAAUUGAUUGAUAAACUUAAAAGUGUAAUAUUUGAAAAGAAUAUAAUGACAUUCGGACAACACAGAGAGAUUGGGAAUAUUUGUUUUCUUUAG